Messenger RNA from Manis pentadactyla (Chinese pangolin), 1194 nucleotides. RefSeq names its product HIG1 hypoxia inducible domain family member 1B (gene HIGD1B). The coding region runs from base 187 to 486 and encodes 99 amino acids. Lineage: Eukaryota; Metazoa; Chordata; Mammalia; Pholidota; Manidae. The transcript has 4 exons. The record is from RefSeq and is a predicted model, not a curated record. Gene Ontology annotation, cellular component: mitochondrion. Gene Ontology annotation, biological process: mitochondrial respirasome assembly.
ACUUCACAGUCUCCAUAAAGCCCGCUUCCCUGACCCCAUAGUGGCAGCUCCAUCAUCAGCUCUUGGUUGGUUCAAAACAACAGACGCUCAGUCCUGGCCCAGCUGCCUGCACUCCACUUUCUAGCUAUCUCCUAGGAGCUGGACUGAAGCCUAGGAGCCUCAGCUGCUAGCAUCCGGGAAAGGAUCAUGUCUGCUAACAAAGGCUGGUGGGUACCACCUGAGAGUGAAGACAGUGUGUCUGAGAAGUUCCUGAGGAAGACCAGGGAGUCUCCACUGAUGCCUAUAGGCUUAGGAGGCUGCCUGGUAGUGGCAGCUUACAGGAUUUACCGACUGAAGGCUCGUGGUCCCACCAAGCUGUCCGUACACCUGAUUCACACCCGAGUGGCAGCGCAGGCCUGUGCUGUGGGUGCAGUCAUGCUGGGUGCUGUGUACACAAUGUACAGAGACUACAUCAAGAGAACAGCCCAGGAUGCUGGGGAGAAGUAAGAUUCCUAUAGGGCCUAGGGCAGGCAGACCCUCUUAGAUCAACCCCUGAUACGCACCUAAUAAAGUUGUUUUGAAGAAAGAGUCUUUUCUUUACAUGGGGGAGAACAGUAACGGAUUGGUAGUGGCUGAUGGGAGGACUCAGAGGGCCGGAAAUCAGAGUUCCAGCCCCCAACUCCAGAGGAAGGGAGACUCCUCACGGGCAGAGGAGGAGUAGCAGACCACUGAUCUCAGGAACCCAACCACUCCCAAGGCACCCCCGGUCCCACCCAGAAGCACAGUUGGGAGGACAGGCUGCCCGGAGUGGGAGUGGAGUGAGAAGGUGGGGCAGUAAAGAGGCCUCCGUGCUCUCAGGAACAGUGGAUUAAGAGCAGGGUACCCCUCCCACUACAGGCUGCUGCCCUGGGGACUCUGCAGGAAGGCUGCAGCUGGGAGCAGAGACACUGAAGCCUCUGGGGACAACAUACAUCCAGAACCUGAGUGCCAGGCCUAGGCUGGGCAGAGGGUGGGGAUGAAAGGAACAGAGUAAUGCAGAGGUCAGAAUGUUCUGUUCACUUAAAAACCAUGUCUAAGGUCAUACUGUUAAAAAAAAAAAAUUCCAUGUAAAUCCUGACAGGGCCCCUUGGGGUUAAACACUUUCAAUCCCUUCUUCCCUGAAUGCAAGCUCCUCUGUUCCCUGGGAAUGGAGCCAAGCAGAGGCCACAGAAAGAA